UAAAUGGCCGGCGAGGGCUGCCUGCUGCUGGGCCCCUAGCGGCGAGUGAAGUUUCUGCCUCUCGGCAAGUUCCUGGUGCAAAAUAGAGGCGCUGCGGAAGCAGGGUCGGGUCAGCUCCAUGGCCUUCAUUCGGAAGAGGCGGCAGGAGCAGGAGCUCUACUCCAAAGAGAGAUUUUCCUUAUUACUCCUUAAUCUGGAAGAAUACUACUUUGAACAACAUACAGCUAAUUAUAUUUUAAAGAAAGAUAGCAAGGGAAUAAGGAAAAUUAAAGGAUCAUUUAAAAUCUGCUCAAAAUCAGUGAUAUUUGAGCCUGAUGAAAUAAGCCAUCCCAUUAUUAAGAUUCCUUUGAGAGAUUGUAUUAAAAUUGAAGCACCAGAAUAUAGUGGGAAUUAUUCCUUUACAAGUGGUACUUCUGGGCAGAUUGCUAUUUUAUCUAGUCAAGCUUUUCUCACUAAAGAACAAAAUAUCAUCGCACCCUUUAAAACCGAAAGAGGUCAAACUAAAUAUGUAUUUGAACUGGAUGUUGCUGGAAAAGUCGAAGAUAUCAUACAAACACUUCAUCAAUUAUACAGAGCAUCGCACUUGGACAAGCUAGGGGACCAGGCUGCUAUGAUAACUGCUAUUCUACAGUCACGUUUGGCCAGAACAUCAUUUGAUAAGAACAGAUUUCAGAAUGUUUCUGAAACGCUACAUAUGGAAUGUAAAGCGGAAAUGGUCACUCCAUUGGUAACAAAUCCAGGGCAUGUAUGCAUCACUGAUGAAAACCUGUAUUUCCAGCCUCUCAAUGGCUAUCCUAAACCUGUGGUACAAGUGACACUGCGUAGUGUCAGACGCAUCUAUAAAAGAAGACAUAGCCUGUCGCCUUUGGGUCUGGAAGUAUUUUGCACCGAGAAUGAUUUAUGUUCAGACAUCUAUUUGAAAUUCAACAACACUGAGGACCGAGAUAAUGUAUAUUUCUACGUGUCAACAUAUUUAGAAAAUCAUAUUACAGAGCACACCGCGGAGAGCUACAUGUUACAAUGGCAACGAGGACAUAUCUCAAACUACCAAUACCUUCUUCAUCUCAAUAAUCUGGCUGAUCGGAGCUGCAACGAUCUUUCCCAGUACCCUGUCUUUCCAUGGAUCAUAGCAGAUUAUUCUAGCUCAGAACUAGAUCUAACAAAUCCUGAAACUUUUCGUGACCUUAGUAAACCUGUAGGUGCACUAAAUAAAGAAAGAUUGGAAAGAUUACUGGUGCGUUAUCAAGAAAUGCAAGAACCAAAAUUUAUGUAUGGCAGCCACUACUCAUCACCAGGUUAUGUUCUCUUUUACCUGGUCAGAGUUGCACCAGAGCAUAUGCUUUGCUUACAAAAUGGAAAGUUUGAUCAUCCUGACAGAAUGUUCAACAGCAUUGCAGAAACUUGGAAGAACUGUUUAGAUGGGGCAACAGACUUCAAAGAGUUAAUCCCUGAGUUCUAUGAAAAUGAUUCUAGUUUCUUAUUAAAUAAUCUGAAACUGGACUUGGGGAAGACACAAGGAGGAAAGAUGGUUGACAAUGUAGAACUUCCUCCUUGGGCAUCAGAUGCCAAUGAUUUUCUCCAGAAGAGUCAAGAUGCUUUAGAAAGCCAGUAUGUGUCAGAACAUCUCCAUGAAUGGAUUGAUCUUGUGUUUGGCUAUAAGCAGAAGGGCAAUGAAGCCAUUGCAGCUCAGAAUGUAUUUCAUCCUUUAACCUAUGAAGGAGGAGUAGAUCUGAACAGCAUUAUGGACACAAAUGAAAGAGUAGCUCUGUUGACACAAAUCUUGGAAUUUGGACAGACUCCAAAACAAUUGUUCACAAUCCCUCAUCCAAGAAGGAUAAUUCCAAAGUUAAAAAGUUGGUCUCGAGCGUCCAGCUAUAGCCUCUCUGUGACUGAAUCUUCAGUUUCUCCAGGUGAAGAAUCUUUUGAAGAUCUGACAGAAGAAAGCAUCUUACUUUCCUGGAAUAACAUGGCCAGUUUAAAACUUGAUGGGCAGUACAAGAUCCACAAAGGGCCAAUAACCGGAAUUGCCAUGUGUUCUACUUCUAACCAAUCUUCCAUCUUUACUACAUCUCUAGAUUCAACUUUGAAGAUGUUUUCGGCAGAUUCAAAAAUGCUUCAGAGGAGUGUGUCUUUCUCAAACAUGGCUUUGUCGUCUUGUUUAAUCUUACCAGGGAAUAGCACCGUUGCAUGUUCUUCAUGGGACAAUAAUAUCUAUUUCUACUCAGUAGCUUUUGGAAGGCAGCAGGACACCUUAAUAGGGCAUCAUGAUGCUGUCAGCAAGAUCUGUUGGCAUAAUAAUCGUUUAUAUUCUGCAUCUUGGGAUUCAACAAUAAAAGUGUGGCACUGUAAUCCAACAGAAUUGUUAAACACUAAGAAACAUUUUGAAUUGCUUGCUGAAUUGGAACAUGAUGUUAGUGUAACAACUAUCACCUUGAAUCCUGCAUAUACUCUGCUAGCAUCUGGAACAAAAGAUGGAACUAUUAGUAUAUGGGAUGUUACUGCUGCUUCUAUACUGCAUCGCCUUCCAUGUCAUUCAGCAACUGUUUUGGAUGUUGCUUUCAGUCCUGAUGGCCGACACCUAUUAAGCACAGGAGAAGAUGCCCAUUUUAAAGUUACAGAUGUGCAAACUGGAAUGAUUAUCUCUUCUGUAGCUUUGGAGCAGACUCAAAGAUGUUUCAAGUGGGAUGGACACAUAGUUUUAUCAGGAAGUCAGUCGGGAGAAUUGUUUGUUUGGGAUAUACUUGGAGGAAAAACAGUAGGAAAAAUUCCAGGACAUGCAGGUGCUGUUACUUGUAUGUGGAUGAAUGACCAGUGCAGCAAUAUAAUUACUGGAGGAGAAGACAGACAAAUUGUGUUCUGGAAACAGCAAUACUAAGUGCUUUUUCUCUGAUAAUCUCAAUCCUUAAUAUUUUUAAACCAGAAUUUUAAAAGGACCUUGCUAAAAUGUAAAAAUGCUUUCUAUAGUUCAAACAGAACUUCUGGUCCCCUUCGUAUAUUGAUGAAGACUCUAAAAUGUUACAAAUGUCUAUAUGCUCUUGCCUAUUUACUGAAUACUGUAGCAGCUUGAGGUACUUGUCUUAUACUCCUGUUGAAAAUAAACUUAUUUUUCAAUAACCAAUAUGUUUUAACUUGAAAUCAUACUACUCUCUAUGUUGUUCCUUGUAUGUUUGUUUUCAAAUCAGUGUUGAUGUCUGGAGACUGCCUAGACCAGCGAUGGCUAACCUUUUCAUCCUUGUGUGCAG
Notechis scutatus (mainland tiger snake) is the source of this 3242-nucleotide messenger RNA. It is a transcript of the gene NSMAF, whose product is annotated as neutral sphingomyelinase activation associated factor. The record is from RefSeq and is a predicted model, not a curated record. Gene Ontology annotation, molecular function: protein binding. NCBI's taxonomy places the organism in Eukaryota, Metazoa, Chordata, Lepidosauria, Squamata, Elapidae.